UGUACACGGCAGAGCUGGAGACCAAGUGCCAGGCGGGGAAACUCCUGGAGCAGAUCCUGGUGGCAGAAAACAGGGAUCGGAUCGCUCGGAUUGGUCUGGGAGUGAUUCUGAACUUAGCCAAGGAGCGAGAUGUUCCUCAGCUGGCGCAGAGCGUCUCUGGCAUCCUGGAGCACAUGUUCAAACACACCGAGGAGACCUGUUUCCAGCUCAUCUCUGAUGGAGGCCUGGAUGCUAUCCUCUACUGGUGCCGCUGGACGGACCCCAUCGUGCUACGGCACUGUGCCAUGGCCUUGGCGAACUGUGCCAUGUAUGGAGGGCAGGCCAACCAGCGCCUGAUGAUCGAGAAGAGGACAGCGGAGUGGCUUUUCCCACUGGUGUUCUCAAGAGACGAUGAUCUAAUCCGCCUGCACGCGUGCCUGGCCAUCACGGUGCUGGCCACUAACAAAGAAAUCGAGAAGGAGGUGGAGCGCUCAGGGACGCUGGCUCUGGUGGAGCCAUUCAUCGCCUCGCUGGAUCCGGAGCAGUUUGCCUGUGAGAUGUUGGGCAGCAGCGACAACAGCCAGGGGAGGACGGCAGAUGACCUGCAGCGGCUGGUACCCUUGCUGGACAGCUCGCGGCUGGAAGCGCAGUGCAUUGCUGCCUUCUACCUCUGCACGGAGGCUGCCAUCAAAACCAGGCAGAAGAAAACAAAGAUUUUCAGUGAGAUUGGGGCUACGCAGAGCCUGAAGAGGAUAGUGUGCUACUCCACCAGCAGCACCACCUCCUCCCUGGCCAAAAAGGUGCUGCGCAUGAUAGGGGAGGAGGUUCCUCGGCGCAUCCUGCCCACAGUUCCCAACUGGAAGCCCUGUGAGGUGCAGACGUGGCUGCAGCAGAUUGGAUUCAACAAAUACUGCCAGACCUUCUUGGACCAUCAGGUGGAUGGGGAUAUUCUCCUGAGACUGACGGAGGAGGAGCUGCAGGAGGAUUUGGGGAUGGACUCCAGCAUCACUCGGAAGAGGUUUUUCCGGGAGCUGACAGAGCUGAAGACCUUCACAAACUAUUCCACCUGCGACCGCAGCAACCUGGCCGACUGGCUGGGCGGCAUCGACCCCAAGUUUCGUCAGUACACGUACAACCUGCUGACAUGCGGCAUCAACCGCAACUUCUUGCACCGGGUGACGGAGCAGCAGCUGCAGGAGGACUGUCACAUCAACACGGGCUUCCACCGCGUCCGCAUCCUCACUGCUGCAAGGGAAAUGCUUCACUCCCCUAUAACGCUGCAAACCGCAUCUGAUGGGACUGAUGUAUUUAUCAGCUACCGGAGGAGCACCGGGUCGCAGCUGGCCAGCCUGCUGAAGGUCCACCUGCAGCUGCAUGGCUUCAGCGUGUUCAUCGAUGUGGAGAAGCUGGAGGCUGGGAAGUUCGAGGACAAGCUGAUCCAAAGCGUCAUGAGCGCCCGCAAUUUUGUGCUGGUCCUCUCGCCAAAUGCACUGGAUAAAUGCAUGGGAGACCCCGAGUGCAAGGACUGGGUGCACAAGGAGAUUGUGACAGCCCUGAACUCUGGAAAGAACAUUGUACCUGUUACAGACCAUUUUGAGUGGCCGGACCCAGAAACACUUCCCAAGGACAUGAGGGCUGUCCUGAAAUUUAAUGGUAUCAAGUGGUCCCACGAGUACCAGGAGGCCACGAUUGACAAAAUCAUCCGCUUUCUCCAGGGCCGUUCGUCCCGGGACUCCUCGGCUGGGUCGGAGAACGGCCUGGACUGCUUGCCCUCCCUGGGGCAGAGCUAG
This is a messenger RNA of Balearica regulorum gibbericeps (East African grey crowned-crane), 1769 nucleotides long. It is a transcript of the gene SARM1, whose product is annotated as sterile alpha and TIR motif containing 1. The record is from RefSeq and is a predicted model, not a curated record. Gene Ontology annotation, biological process: negative regulation of MyD88-independent toll-like receptor signaling pathway; response to axon injury; signal transduction. Gene Ontology annotation, molecular function: NAD+ nucleosidase activity; signaling adaptor activity; protein binding. NCBI's taxonomy places the organism in Eukaryota, Metazoa, Chordata, Aves, Gruiformes, Gruidae. Gene Ontology annotation, cellular component: dendrite.